GCCAUGACCCCUGCGCGCCCCCACAAGGCCUCUGCACAGGCCAAUGGGGAGCCCCAGCAGACCCAAGGUGACCCCCGGCCAGCUCCCUCCCAAGCGACGUCACGGGUAGCUUACUGCGCCUCCCCUGUGAGCCUGAAACGACUCCUUCUCCCCAGCCAGUAGUCGUGCCCGCGUUGAUCUUGAUCGCCCCCUUCAUCAAUCCGGACGGCCACGCAGCCAAACAGCGCCCUCCCGACCUCCCAAGCUCCCCAGCCUCGGCCUAAGCCCAUCGCACGGAGUAGCUCUCGGGUUGUGGUAGCCAACCAGCUCGACAUUGCCGUUGCGAGAUUCGCCCUGAACUCUGUCUCUUUCCACCUGCCAUAUUGCCACACAGCAGACUUCAGCCUAUGCGACGCUGCUGAUUGUGACCCAGCCGGCACAGCGCAGUCGUCCGAACCUGCCCUUUUUGCCAGCCAGACCGCAGAGCCCAAGCAGGAGAGCAAGCAUCGCGGCCACUCGCAUUAAGCUCAGAGUACAGUACAGGCAAGGUACCGCACGGAAUAGGGGCUCAAACCACCGCAGCCGACCGCAGCACCUUUUUCGAAACCGCCGUCAGUGCCCGCCGACCUGAGUCUCUGCUCACAGCACGCUCCACCUCACCCUUGGCACAUUCCCAAGGGGUCCUCUUGGGGGCACAGUGACCAAAGGCAACCUCUGACACAAGUCAUCACUUCACGACAACCGUGGGCUUCGACCUUGGUUGUGGCCCAAUACACGUCCAGGUUGCGACCCCUGGCCGGUGACGGAGCGACUCCAAAAACCUACCCCAUCGUCUGCAUUACCAGAACACAGCAACCAUGUCGUAUAAUCGAUUGGACGACGACUACUACGACCAUCACAUGAUGGAUCCUCGUGCCCACAGGACGCCCUCGCCGGGCCAUCCGCUCCAGCAUGGCUACCAACUCGACGACAACCCUUACGGCCAGAACCCGUCCGCGUCACAUCUCCAAAUGCCCUUGGGCCCACCCGGCGUCGGUAGGACGUACAGCCCUGCAGACUCCCUCCACAUGCAAACAGCUCAAUCAAUGGAGAACAUCGGGGGCCACCCCUACGAGCAACCGCACCAACCUGCUGGCUACCAGGAUUACUCUGUUAACCCCGAGGCACACCACGAUGGCUACUAUAACCAGCCUUACGAGCCACAGCCUCAAGCAGAGCCGGGAUUCGAGUACGACGACAGACGGCCCAUGUUGCAACACCAAGACUCGAGCAUGACCGAGAGCUACGCAGACAACCCUCAACAGGCAAAGGGCGGCGGCCUCAAGCGCUGGAAGACCGUGAAGGAGGUCUUGUUGUACCGAGGAAACCUGGUGCUGGACUGCCCAGUCCCGCCGAGGUUGCUCAGUCAGGUUCCCCAUGGCGAUCGAGAUGAAUUCACCCACAUGCGGUACACAGCAGCAACCUGUGACCCGAACCACUUCUACGAGGAGAACUUCACCCUGCGGCAGAGGCUCUUCAGCAAGACCAGACACACGGAGCUCUUCAUCGUCAUCACGAUGUACAACGAGGAUGAGAUCCUCUUCGCCAGGACCAUGAUUGGUGUGCUCAAGAACGUCGAGUACAUGUGCAAGCGGACCGAGAGCAAGACAUGGGGCAAAGAUGCUUGGAAGAAGAUUGUGGUCUGCAUCGUGAGCGAUGGGCGUGCCAAGAUCAACGCGAGGACACGAGCCCUUCUCGCCGGUAUGGGAGUGUACCAGGAGGGCAUCGCCAAGCAGCAGGUCAACAAGAAAGACGUGACGGCACACAUCUACGAGUACACCUCGCAAGUUGGCAUGCAGAUCAAGAACGACGUGGUCCAGUUGAUCCCCAAGCAGCAGCCCGUGCAGCUUCUCUUCUGCCUGAAGGAAAAGAACCAGAAGAAGAUCAACUCCCACCGAUGGUUCUUCAACGCCUUCGGCCGCGUCCUGGACCCCAACAUCACCGUUCUGAUUGACGCUGGAACCAAGCCCGGCGGUAACUCGAUUUACCACCUCUGGAAGGCAUUCGAUCUCGAGCCCAUGUGCGCUGGCGCUUGUGGCGAGAUCAAGGCUAUGCUUGGAACGGGCGGCAAGAACCUUUUCAAUCCGCUGGUCGCAGCCCAGAAUUUCGAGUACAAGAUGAGCAACAUCCUCGACAAACCACUCGAGUCCGCCUUCGGCUUCAUAUCGGUGUUGCCGGGUGCCUUCUCCGCGUACCGAUACGUUGCUCUUCAAAACGAUAAGAACGGCCAGGGCCCGCUCGAGAAGUACUUUGCUGGCGAGAAGCUCGAAGGCGCCGGUGCAGGUAUCUUCACGUCGAACAUGUACCUCGCUGAGGAUCGUAUCCUCUGCUUCGAGCUCGUCACCAAGCGCAAUUGCCACUGGAUCCUCCAGUACGUCAAGUCGGCCACGGGCGAGACUGACGUGCCAGACACCGUCACCGAGCUUAUCCUGCAGCGUCGUCGGUGGCUGAAUGGGUCUUUCUUCGCUGCCAUAUAUGCCAUUGCACACUUCUACCAGUUCUUCCGCUCGGAUCACUCCCUGAUGCGGAAGCUGGCCUUCUUCCUUGAAUUCACCUUCAACACCAUCAACAUGAUUUUCGCAUGGUUUGCGAUUGGUAACUUCUUCCUGGUCUUCAAGAUUUUGACAACGAGCUUGGGUGACGAAACGCUCCUGGGCACCGCUGGCAGUAUUCUUGGUGUCGUGUUCGAAUGGCUCUACGGUAUCUCACUCAUGAUCUGCUUCGUUCUGUCGUUGGGUAAUCGUCCAGCGGGAUCUGGGCCAUACUACAUGGCAAUGGUGAUCUUCUGGGCAAUCAUCUUUGUUUACCUGAUGUUUGCGGCCAUCUACAUUUCUGUGGUAGCCAUACAGACCGACAUAAACGACGAAGACGGGUUCAACAUCCAAGACCUAUUCAGGAACAGGGUCUUCUACACAUUGAUUGUCUCUGUCAUGUCUACCUACGGAAUCUGGCUGAUCGCCUCGCUGCUCAUGUUUGAUCCGUGGCACAUGAUCACGUCUCUGGGGCAGUACAUGCUGUUGACUCCGACCUUCACCAACGUUCUUAAUGUUUAUGCCUUCUGCAACACUCACGACAUCUCCUGGGGGACCAAAGGUGACGAUAAAGCAGAGAAGCUGCCUUCUAUCGAGCUCAAGGAUGGCCAGGGUAAGACGGAUCUCCCCGACGAGGGUGACCUGAACGCCCAGUACGAUCGUGAGCUGCAGGUCUUCAGCCGCAAGCCUGUCAAGGACAACAAGCCUCCGACGGCUGCCCAGCUGGACGAAAAGCAACAGGACUACUACCGUGGUGUCCGUACGGUGGUCGUGCUUAUAUGGAUGAUCUCCAACUUUGCGCUGGUCGCCCUCGUCCUGAGCGCUGCAGGCCUGGACAAGAUUGGGACCAAAUCGAACACCACCGACGCAACCGCCGCCGAGGAGGCGGAAUCGAACAGGACAGCCAUCUACAUGGCCGUGGUUCUCUACUCGGUGGCUGCGCUCUCAGGGUUCAAGUUCCUCGGUGCGAUGUGGUUCCUUGUGGUCAGGAUGUUUAGGGGCGUCUGAUGAUUUCAGAGAAGCGACGACUUUGAUGAUGACAUACCUUGUCGGUUUACUUUUGGCUUCCCAUGUUCUCUUUUGGCUAGUUUACACGUUGCAUUCUUCCUUGUGCGCGGUCUUUUGGGACCCUUUUUGGCGUGUAUUUUUGGCGGCCUUUACUUUUACAUACCCAUGUCUUUCUUACUUCUGAAUGAUACGAACGAUUUGCUGUUUCGAAACGGCGAAUGAACUACAGGAUCUCCAAAACGGGCACUUUGUAUGGUGCAAUUAUUUCAUCGCGGAGUUUCAGAUUUCCUCUUGGUUUUUGCCACAACGACUGGAUCGAUGUUUUCUAUUCUGUGUAUCUGACGCAUCUUCACAACCCAGGACUUCUUGGAUCGAUGAAUUUCCCUGCGGUGCUGGUUGGGGCCAUGAUUCUUGACCUGCGGUUUUCUCUUUCGGGGUUUUCGAAGUCAAACGUGCCGCCGGAUACCAUGUAGCCCAUGCGGGCACUGUCUGACCAGGGAGCUGGGAAUCCGGCACCUGUUUGAUGACGCAUGCAUGGAUGGCUGGCUGGAGCCGGGGAAGCAAAAUGACUUGAUGUAUUCCUAAUUUUCGCGAUAUGGGGGGGGGGGACAUGAAUAAUAUCCUUUACAAUAAACGGGUUAGAAAUCA
Molecule: messenger RNA, 4205 nt
Organism: Diaporthe batatas
Lineage: Eukaryota; Fungi; Ascomycota; Sordariomycetes; Diaporthales; Diaporthaceae
Product: chitin synthase I
Exons: 5
Coding region: 837-3557 (906 amino acids)
Cellular component (GO): cell periphery; cell septum
Molecular function (GO): chitin synthase activity
Source: RefSeq, a predicted model, not a curated record